CGGUCCACGCGGUUCCGUUUGAGUUGGUGUUUGGUUUGUGGUCAUCUCCACGCUCCUCCGUGUCUCCUCCUCUCCUCCUCCCCGCUCACAUGGACCGACCUCCGCCCAGACCUCAGCAAAGUCCCGUCGCUCCGCGGCCGUCCAGUCGGUUCCCGUCUCCGUCCUCCUGCUGGGGUUUCCCGGGCGGUCGGCCCCAGUCCGCGGGCUCUCCCCGGGGCUCUCCCCGGGGCUCUCCCCGCGGCUCUUCCCCUUACUUCCCGCGGUCUAACCGGGGCUUCGGGAGAAGCGACGGGUUCCGGCGGCCUCAGUCCUACAGCCCAGCAGGAGCUCCGUACAUGCAGGGUCGCGGUUCUGACCCGGUACAGAAGUACUUCAGUCCAGCCAUGCUGCAGGACCCAUGGACAUCUCUGCAGCCCAUUACACCGGAGGCCGCCGCCGCUGCCAGGAGGACCACGUGACCACAGUAAUCAGAGAUCCACAGAUCUGAUCAGCCAAAAUCCCAACCAGCAGACGUGCAGCACCAGCAGUCAGGUUCUCUGCAGCUUCAGGGAUCAGUCUCCUCAUCAGAUGCUUUUCUAUACCAUCAACUGAUUUUUUUUUUUUUUUUUUAUCCACAAAUCAGAUGUUUUUAACUCCUCUUUCUUUAUUGUGUUUUUAGUCAGAAACUGAAGAAAGAAAUGUACUUUUUAUACAACAAAGUGGAAACUUCAGUCUAAACUGCUAUGUUUUUUCCUGUCAUCUCGUGGGGGUGGGGCGGGGGUUAGUCACCAGACAAAUUCUGGCUUUCUUCUCAGAUCCAGCCACUGUUUCUGUCAGCAAUUUCUCCAUUUAACUGACUGACGAUUUUCAGGAGCUCAGUUUUUUUUGUGAGUCUCUGUUGAAUGUAGGGCUGGGCGAUAUAUCAAGUAUAUUUGAUGUAUCUCAGCUUCUACUCUGUGCGAUGUACAAAAUGACUAACGUGAAUAUUCAAGUAUACAUUUGUUUUUAGCCGCGGGCAUUAAAUGACAGACUUUUCUCAC
Cololabis saira (Pacific saury) is the source of this 1019-nucleotide messenger RNA. RefSeq names its product M-phase specific PLK1 interacting protein (gene mplkip). The transcript is spliced from 2 exons. The record is from RefSeq and is a predicted model, not a curated record. The coding region runs from base 90 to 458 and encodes 122 amino acids. NCBI's taxonomy places the organism in Eukaryota, Metazoa, Chordata, Actinopteri, Beloniformes, Belonidae.